AUGGCACGAUCAUCGGCCACCAGCUGGGCAGUCCCAGCACGCAUAGCAAGCCUGCUCCUGCUUCCCUUACUCCCCGUCGACGCCUCGGUCGAGGACCCUGGGCUACUCGCCACGCCGCCCAUGGGCUUCAACAACUGGGCGCGCUUCGAGUGCGAUCUCAACGAGACCCUCUUUACCGAGACCGCCCAGUCCAUGAAUCGCCUGAACUUGGAUGACUGCUGGAUGGCGCACGAGCGCGCUGCCAACGGCGCACUGCAGUGGAACACGACCCUGUUUCCACACGGCAUCCCGUGGCUGGCCGACUACGCCCAUCAGCACGGCUUCCACCUGGGUAUCUACGAGGAUUCGGGGAAUGCCACCUGCGGCGGGUACCCGGGCUCGUACGAACAUGAGCAGCAGGAUGCAGAGACCUUUGCGAGCUGGGGCAUUGACUAUCUCAAGCUCGAUGGGUGCAAUGUAUACGCUAAAGAGGGCCGGUCGCUGGCGGAUGAGUACAAGCACCGCUAUGGGCAGUGGCAUCGGAUUCUGAGCGCGAUGUCGCACCCGCUGAUAUUCUCCGAGUCGGCGCCAGCAUACUUCUCUGAAAACAAGACGGAGUGGGCAAGUGUUAUGGACUGGAUCCCGUACUACGGUGAGCUGGCCCGGCAUUCAACCGACAUCCUCGUGUACGUGGGCGAAGGAAGUGCAUGGGAUAGCAUCAUGGUGAACUACGGUUACCAGAUCCUGGUCGCGCGCUACCAGCAGCCCGGAUAUUACAACGACCCGGACUUCCUGAUCCCAGACCACCCUGGCCUGACCGACACCGAGAAGCGCUCGCACUUCGCGCUGUGGGCAUCGUUCGGCGCGCCGCUGAUUAUCAGCGCGUAUAUUCCUGCGCUGUCGGACGAGGAAAUCGAGUACCUGUCGAACAAGGACUUGAUCGCUGUCGACCAGGACCCAUUGGCCCAACAAGCGGCCCUAGUCAGUCGCGAUGGCAACUUCGAUGUGUUGACUCGCUUGCUCGCAAACGGGGACCGGCUGCUCACCGUGCUGAACACCGGCACGAGGUCCGCGAAAACCAGCGUCUCCGUGGCCCGGCUCGGCCUGGAUACAAAAUGCCAGUACAAGGCCCGCGACCUUCUGACUGGUCAGACCUUCUCUAUCCGCGACAGCCUCGCUGUCACACUAGACAGGCACGCCGUUGCUGUCUAUCGCAUUACGCCUGGCCGUGGCUGCACCUCCGUCACCCCGACGGGCAUGAUCUUUAACACUGUUUCAGGGCAUUGCCUCACUGCCUCAUCGUCCGGGGCUACCUUUGCGGCCUGCAGCGCAUCUGAUGCCCAGGUUUGGCGCGUAGCCGGCUCCGGGACCAAGGUGAUCAUGAGCCCGCUCUCGGACGAGUCGAAAUGUCUUGCUGCGAAAGGAUCCGGUGUUGCGCUUGUGGACUGCAAGGGUGGAGCCGGCGCCACAUGGUCGUAUUUUAUCACUGGCCACUUGCAGAAUGCCAAUGGACAAUGCUUGACGGAGGCUAGCGGACAGGAUACGCUGGCAGCUUGUGAGCUGCUCCAGGGUGGGCAGAUCUUGGGACUUCCCAGUGGGGUUCACAUCGUGGCCGGAGAUGGCAAGUAA
This is a messenger RNA of Penicillium canariense, 1608 nucleotides long. RefSeq names its product putative alpha-galactosidase (gene aglA). Gene Ontology annotation, biological process: carbohydrate metabolic process. Gene Ontology annotation, molecular function: hydrolase activity, hydrolyzing O-glycosyl compounds. Lineage: Eukaryota; Fungi; Ascomycota; Eurotiomycetes; Eurotiales; Aspergillaceae. The record is from RefSeq and is a predicted model, not a curated record. The transcript has 2 exons. The coding region runs from base 1 to 1608 and encodes 535 amino acids.